AUGAGACUGGAGGCCAUGAGACUGGAGGCCAUGAGACUGGAGGCCAUGAGACUGGAGGCCAUGAGACUGGAGGCCAUGAGACUGGAGGCCAUGAGACUGGAGGCCAUGAGACUGGAGGCCAUGAGACUGGAGGCCAUGAGACUGGAGGCCAUGAGACUGGAGGCCAUGAGACUGGAGGCCAUGAGACUGGAGGCCAUGAGACUGGAGGCCAUGAGACUGGAGGCCAUGAGACUGGAGGCCAUGAGACUGGAGGCCAUGAGACUGGAGGCCAUGAGACUGGAGGCCAUGAGACUGGAGGCCAUGAGACUGGAGGCCAUGAGACUGGAGGCCAUGAGACUGGAGACCAUGAGACUGGAGGCCAUGAGACUGGAGGCCAUGAGACUGGAGGCCAUGAGACUGGAGGCCAUGAGACUGGAGGCCAUGAGACUGGAGGCCAUGAGACUGGAGGCCAUGAGACUGGAGGCCAUGAGACUGGAGGCCAUGAGACUGGAGGCCAUGAGACUGGAGGCCAUGAGACUGGAGGCCAUGAGACUGGAGGCCAUGAGACUGGAGGCCAGAGGCUAG
Messenger RNA from Knipowitschia caucasica, 564 nucleotides. The record is from the annotation of a GenBank genome assembly. NCBI's taxonomy places the organism in Eukaryota, Metazoa, Chordata, Actinopteri, Gobiiformes, Gobiidae.